Molecule: messenger RNA, 1835 nt
Organism: Octodon degus (degu)
Lineage: Eukaryota; Metazoa; Chordata; Mammalia; Rodentia; Octodontidae
Gene: Sftpb
Product: surfactant protein B
Exons: 11
Coding region: 23-1195 (390 amino acids)
Biological process (GO): sphingolipid metabolic process
Cellular component (GO): lysosome
Source: RefSeq, a predicted model, not a curated record
CAGCUAUAAGAGCCCCUGGCCCAUGCUGACACCCAGCUGUUGUGGUGUCAUGGCCAAGUCAUACCUGCUGCCCUGGCUGCUACUGCUGCCCACGCUAUAUGGCCCUGCUGCUGCUGUCUGGACCGCCUCAUCCCUGGCCUGUACCCAGGGACCCAAGUUCUGGUGCCAAAGCCUGGAGCAAGCAUUGCAGUGCAGAGCCCUAGGAUAUUGCCUACAGGAAGUCUGGGGACACGUGGGAGCCGAUGACCUGUGCCAGGAGUGCGAGGACAUCGUCCGCAUCCUCACAAAGAUGGCCAAGGAGGCCAUUUUCCAGAAAACCAUUUGGAAGUUCCUGGAGCGCGAAUGCGACGUCCUGCCCUUGAAGCUGCUUGUGCCCCGGUGCCACCACGUGCUUGAAAACUACUUCCCCCUGGUCAUCGACUACUUCCAGAGCCACAUCACCCCAAAGGACAUCUGCCAGAAUCUGGGCCUAUGCCAACCUGGGCAGCUGGAGCCAGAGCCAGAGCCAGAGACGGGGAGGCCAGACCCUCUGCCUGAUGUGCUAUUGGAGCCUCUGUCAGACAAGCCAGUGCCCCCCAGGCUUCCGAGGGCCCUCUCAGUGUGGCCUGGGCCUCAUACCCAGGAGCUCUCAGAGCAGCAGUUCCCCAUCCCACUGCCCUUCUGCUGGCUCUGCCGCACUCUGCUCAAGCGGGUCCAGGCCAUGAUUCCCAAGGGUGUGCUGGCCGUGGCUGUAGCCCAGGUGUGCCACGUGGUACCCCUGGUGGCGGGUGGCAUCUGCCAGUGCCUGGCGGAGCGCUAUACAGUCCUCCUGCUGGAUGCCUUGAUGAGCCGUAUGCUGCCCCAGCUGGUGUGUGGCCUCAUCCUCCGGUGCUCUAUGGAGAACAGUGCCAACCCCGUCCUCCCUGCCCUGCCUCUAUCAGAAGAAUGGCUGUCGCAGGACUCCGAGUGCCACCUUUGCGUGUCUGUGACCACCCAGGCCUGGAAUAGCAGCGAGCAGGCCAGGCCACACAUCAUGCACCAGGCCUGCCUCAGCUCCCCGCUGGAUACACAGAAGUGCACACAAUUUGUGGAGAAGUACACACCCCAGCUGCUAGCUGUGGAGUCCAGGGGCACCGAUGCCCGAGCCACUUGCCAGGCCCUGGGGCUGUGUGAGGCCAACAACCUUCUCCAGUGUUUCCAGAUCCCCCAGUUCUGAUGAGAGCCCAGCCUCCAGUGGUAACUACUUCUGCUACGAUUUACCUGCUCAAAGCUCAGCUGGGACAAUGCAAGCCAAGGAUCAGUUUCUAUGUGACACAGUGCCCGUACCACACUAAUAAAAUCCUGCUCACGCCUACAAAAAAAGAAGACAGUGUCUUCCAAGGUGUGGCAGGAGCCACAGCCUCACACUGAAACCAGCAGGGCUGGGAUCCACCUCACCCCAUCACUUGGCAGAGCAGUCCUCUCCUCAUCCCCUUCCCUCCCAAGCGUCCGGGCCAGGCCUCCACUGUCUUUCCCUCUCCCAGAGACAGCAAGGGUAGUGUGAGGACACCAAAACAGUGAGAAACAGGGCACAUCUGGGGGCUGCUAAUCCUGCCAUGUCAGCGUCCUUGGUUUAAGAAUCUCCCAGCAGAUUAGCAAAGGCCCCCUCCCCAGUAUGUCUUAGGCGCUCCAUCUGGUCCCUACACCUACUGUGCCUCUGCUCUGCUCCCCCACCACCAUGAACUAAGCAACUGUGCUCCCUCAAGCCCUUCCAUCAUGCUGUGAGCCAAAUUAAACUUCUUUAACUGUGGGUGUUAAGUAUUUGCAUCGCAAGAAUGGGACAGCUAUUAGCACUAAAAACCUAAAUUUAUGGAUAA